UGGCAUUUUGAAACACUGAGCCGACGGCCUCACUGCCCCAAAAAAAUAAACAAAAUCCGGCGGAGAAAGUGGCGAUAAACGACGCCCAGAAAAGCCGUAUAUUUGGGACGUCGAGAUGCGUGACUGGAUGCCGGUGCUCUUCUGCGGACUGUCCGUGCCGCUCUCGCUGUUCAUGUGGCUGGGCAAUGUGGCGGUGUCGAAGUUCUGGACCAGCGACUUUGAGGGUUAUCCGACAGAGUCCCGGGUGAUUCCGCCGGUGCGGUGGCUCUUCUCCACACUGGCGCCCUUGGCCCUGAUGACGGUGGCUCUGCGCCGGCGAAGCGUCAACCGAUCUGGAGCUGCGCUGGGCAUUCUGGUGGCCUUCAUCCUCUCCAUCGCCAGCCAUCCGUUCUUCGCCAGCCUGGUGGUGUUCUUCUUCAGCUCCUCGCGGGCCACCAAGUUCCGGGCGCACAUGAAACGCCGCUUCGAGAGCGAUUUUCGCGAGGGCGAGGGCCAACGAAACUGGAUACAGGUACUCUGCAACGGCGGCAUGGCCGCACAGCUGGCGUUGCUCUAUCUGCUGGACUGCGGCAGUGGUGAGCGAGCGGUGGACUUCUCGCGGGAAUACCGAUCCAGCUGGCUGGGUGUGGCCGUGAUGAGUGCGUUUGCCUGCUGCAACGGCGACACCUGGUCCAGUGAGCUGGGAUCUGUGCUGUCGCAACGCGAUCCAGUGUCUAUCAUCACCUGGCGGAGAGUGCCGCGCGGCACCAACGGUGGGGUUUCGCUGCCCGGCGUCGUGGUGAGCCUGCUGGGCGGCCUGCUCGUCGGAUUUGGCUACUUUGUCACCGUUCGUUACACAGUGGAGGCCAAAAUGCUGUUGGUUAGCCCACCACAGUGGCCCAUCAUCGCCUUUGGUGGCAUCGCUGGACUUUUCGGGUCCCUUUUGGACUCUGUGCUGGGUGGUCUGCUGCAGUUCUCCGGCAUCAAUGCGGAAGGCAAGAUUGUAGAUACACCUGGGAAGGAAGUGCGCCACGUGAGCGGACUGCGCAUCCUGGACAACCACAGUGUCAACCUGAUUUCCAGCAUCGUCACCGGCGUCACCAUUCCCCUCCUCGCCCAGAGAUUCUGGCCCGUGCGCUGAUUGUGGUUUUCAUCAGGAUAUGCGCGCUGCGGUAUUCACUAGCCCAAAUUUCAAAGGCUGCUUCGCAAGAUCAAAACCCAUGUUAAGCAUAAACCCAUGUUCAUAACGCCCUUUAGACAGGUAUAUACCAUUGUUA
This is a messenger RNA of Drosophila erecta, 1256 nucleotides long. RefSeq names its product transmembrane protein 19. The record is from RefSeq and is a predicted model, not a curated record. Gene Ontology annotation, cellular component: membrane. NCBI's taxonomy places the organism in Eukaryota, Metazoa, Arthropoda, Insecta, Diptera, Drosophilidae. The coding region runs from base 116 to 1120 and encodes 334 amino acids. The transcript is spliced from 2 exons.